This is a messenger RNA of Oncorhynchus gorbuscha (pink salmon), 2675 nucleotides long. RefSeq names its product ZZ-type zinc finger-containing protein 3-like. The transcript has 11 exons. Gene Ontology annotation, molecular function: zinc ion binding. The record is from RefSeq and is a predicted model, not a curated record. Lineage: Eukaryota; Metazoa; Chordata; Actinopteri; Salmoniformes; Salmonidae. Bases 153 to 1568 code for a protein of 471 amino acids.
CCAGAGACCCUCUUCGGGACAACGGCCCUCUGAGAGAGGGGGCCUGUCGGAGGCUUGAUCUGGACGUUACUCUGGCUACUUCUACCCCUUCUUCAGGUCCCUCCAGCAGCCAGGCCAGGGGAGGGUCUCUCCCAUCUCUUCUGUCGGUUCCCAUGGAGCAGGGAGCCGGUGGGGAUGACAGGGGCAGGGUAGUAGGGGACGGUCGGGACUACGGGGAGCUCCGAGAAGGCAUCCGGGCAGCCAGUAAGGAGGUUCCGGUAGGAGGAAGCCAGCAGCAGGAGGAGGAGGAGAAGCAGGUGGAGGACGAAGAGGAACCAGAUGUGUAUUACUUUGAGUCGGACCACCUGGUGCUCAAACACAACAAAGAUUACCAGAGGUUACUCCAGACUGUAGGUGUGUUGGAGGCCCAGAGAACUCAGAGUAUACUGGACUUGGAGCGUCUGGCCAGACAGCAGAGAGAAGCUCUCCAAGACCCCGUCAGCUUUGUGGAGCAGCUGCAGAAACAGGUGGAACUGGGCAUGCCGCGGCCCCAGAGAGUGGUUCAGCUGCCAGACAUCUCAUGGGACCAGUACACGUCAGGACUGGGAGACUUCGAGAGGGAGUUCUGUGACAAGAAACGCAAAACCAGGAGGCUCAAACUCAUAUUCGAUAAGGUCAGGUUACCAGACCGACCAAUCAGCCCCUUGGAUCCCAAGGACAAGGAGGGUGAAUCGUCGACCCUGUACUCUGCUCUGCCCUCUAGUGAUGCUCUGGAGAACAGCAGCAACUCACAGAUGAUCCGAGGGCGGCUGUGUCACCAGAGUAAACCUGACACCUUCAACCAGCUGUGGACCGUGGAAGAACAGAAGAAGCUGGAGCAUCUCCUACUGCAGUUUCCUCCUGAGGAGGUGGAGUCUAAACGCUGGCAGAAGAUAGCUGACGCCCUGGGCAACAGGACCGCUAAACAGGUGGCCAGCCGCGUACAGAAGUACUUCAUCAAACUGACUAAAGCAGGAAUCCCUGUUCCUGGGAGGACCCCCAACAUGUGCAUGUACAGCAAGAAGGUGUCCAAUAAGAGGCAGCACCACCUGAACAGGCACCUGUACCGACCGUCUACCUUCCUGACCUCAUAUGAGCCUCCCGUCUUUAUGGAAGAAGAGGAUGAGAGAGCGGCCUACUACAGCUCCCUGCAGGACCCCGACGACACGGAUGAGGAGGGUGUACCUGUGGAGUUGAGACACCUGCCGGAGUACAAGGAGCUUCUGGAGCUGAAGAGAAUGAAGAAACACAAACUGCAGGAGAUCCAGGCUGAGAGUAGCAUGGCCCUGCACCAUGGAUACAAGUGUGACGUGUGUGGUGUAGAGCCUAUCCAGGGCGUGCGGUGGCAUUGUCAAGACUGUCCCUCAGACAACGCUGUGGACUUCUGUUCCAACUGCUCCGACUGCCUGUACAAGACUGAGAGCCACACGCCAGACCACCAUCUGGAGCCUGUCCAUCACCAUGAGACCUUCCUAGACAGGGACUACUGUCUGGCUCAGACCCCUGGAUAUAACUACCUGGACCCCAACUACUAUCCUGCUAACAGAUGACGGGGGCCACAGACUGGCCCCUGAACUCCAGCCUAUGCCUCAGCCCAGGGGCCAUAGUUUUAGUUACACACGAAGGGUCCCUAGCAUCCAGGUCCCAGGGGCCACAGUCACCCAGCCUCAGCCCACACAGCUAGCCUCAGUCAGCUAGGCUACGACAGCUAGCCUCAGCUAGCAUCCAGAUCCCAGAGUUCACAGUUUCAGCUACACCCCAGCGGCCCCUAGCCCCAGACUCAUCCUACAGCAGAAACCAACUGGUAGUGUGUGGCUCAUGGCGCCAUGGCUCAUGGCUCUGUCUCUCAGACCCACAUCUAGACGGUUCUCACACCAGCUACUCUGCUCACCCCGCCCUGCUAGCCCAGCAGACUGGCAGGAAUCCCAUUGGUGGUGGUGGUGGUGGUGGUGGUGGGGGGAGGUGAAACUGGCUGCCCCGCAGACUCCAUUUUGGCUCUAAGAAGAGGUCUGGGACACACUCGCUUCUCUGACCGGUUACCAUAACAACCAACAAACUGAACAGAACAGUCUCUGAAAAAUAUACGAAAAAAUAACACUAUUAAAAAAAAAACUAUAUGAAAAAGGCACACCGACAUUCCUGACCGCCAAGAAAGACUCAAGGAGGACCAUCCUUUUCCUCCUCCUCCUCCUCCUUUCCCCCAUACCUCUGUGUGCUGCUUGUUAACCUGGGGUGUGUUGAUGGUAGUCUGGGGGUCUGGUUGAUGAGUGAAUAUGUUCCUCGAUAGAUAUUUGUCAUUGAGUAUUUCUGGUGAAUCAAGCCUCUUCUGUUGUGAACUGGAGGCGGGGUUGAGAAAGGAGCUUGAUGCUGAUGAGAGGCGUGUCUGUCAUUCCUACUAGGUUUUAAACCAAUCAGAAGACAGGCAUUUUCUGAUGUAACCCACACAGCGGGUGUUGUCAGAUGAAGCCAUGGUAACGGACCCCUGACACACCUCCGCCUCACGUUUCCAUAGAGAUAAUGUCAGCCAGCAGCUAGUCACCUCUCUCUCUCCUCUCUUCUAUCUUCUCUUCCCUCUCUCUCUUCUCUUCUCCCUCACCUCUCUUCUCUCUCUCUCUCUCUCUCUCUCUCUCUCUCUCUCUCUCUCUCUCUCUCUCUUC